Messenger RNA from Phyllostomus discolor (pale spear-nosed bat), 7548 nucleotides. RefSeq names its product cyclin dependent kinase 12 (gene CDK12). Gene Ontology annotation, molecular function: cyclin binding; ATP binding; cyclin-dependent protein serine/threonine kinase activity. Gene Ontology annotation, cellular component: nucleus; cyclin/CDK positive transcription elongation factor complex. The record is from RefSeq and is a predicted model, not a curated record. Gene Ontology annotation, biological process: positive regulation of transcription elongation by RNA polymerase II; transcription elongation by RNA polymerase II; protein phosphorylation. NCBI's taxonomy places the organism in Eukaryota, Metazoa, Chordata, Mammalia, Chiroptera, Phyllostomidae.
GGGAUUGCCCCUCCCCCUCCUCCAAGUGCCGUUUCGGUUUAACCUAGUGUGUGACUGAGUCUGUGAGGGAGCGAGUGAGUGUGUGAGGUGUUGAGGUGAGGAGGAGGCAGGAAAAGGAGCUCCCUCAGGAACGAGGGACAAAGGGGGUGUGAGGCCCCUAGGCCGCGGAACCCGAGCGACAGGAAGCCACCCGAGCCGGGCUACCGGGUAGGGGGAAGGCCCGCGUAGUCCUCACAGGGCUUUAGAGCUGAAGUCGGCCCUACAGCCCCGGGCCGUCGGCUUCCUACUUCCUCGACCUCCCCGGCCCCCGGGACCGAGGACUGGCUCUGCGUGGGGAGGAGGGCAAACGGACUUGAGCGGCUGCCGGUUGUCUCGCAACUCCGCUGCUGAGGAACUCUCGUUUCUUCCCUGGCUCCUUCACCCUCAUGUAGGAGGGUGCCGAGGAGUCGGGAGGGAGGAGGAGCCUGCGCCGCGGUCUCUUCCCUCCCAACCCCCUUCUACGAGCGCUUUGGUAGGCGUGGGGUUGGGGUUGGGGGGAGGGUGGGGGCUACUUUUUGGAGUGCUGGGGAACUUUUCCCCCCUUUUGAGGCCAGGGGAAAGGGGAUGCCCAAUCCAGAGAGACAUGGGGGCAAGAAGGACGGGAGUGGAGGAGCUUCUGGAACUUUGCAGCCGUCAUCGGGAGGUGGCAGCUCCAACAGCAGAGAGCGUCACCGCUUGGUGUCGAAGCACAAGCGGCACAAGUCCAAGCACUCCAAAGACAUGGGGUUGGUGACCCCCGAAGCAGCACCUUUGGGUACAAUGAUCAAACCUUUGGUGGAGUAUGAUGACAUCAGCUCUGAUUCAGACACCUUCUCUGACGACAUAGUCUUGAAAACAGACAGGCGGGAGAAUGAUGAACGUCGUGGAACUGAUCGAAGUGACCGCUUGCACAAACAUCGUCACCACCAGCACAGACGUUCCCGGGAUUUACUAAAAAGUAAACAGACAGAAAAAGAAAAAACCCAGGAAGUUUCCAGCAAGUCGGGAUCGAUGAAGGACCGGAUAUCAGGAAGUUCAAAGCGUUCCAAUGAGGAAAAUGAUGACUAUGGGAAGGCACAGAUUUCCAAAAGCAGCAGCAACAAGGAAUCCAGGUCAUCCAAACUGCACAAGGAGAAGGCCCGGAAAGAACGUGAGUUGAAGGCUGGGCACAAAGACCGGAGUAAAAGUCAUCGGAAAAGGGAAACACCCAAAAGUUAUAAAACAGUGGACAGCCCCAAACGGAGAUCCAGGAGUCCCCACAGGAAAUGGUCUGAUAGCCCCAAGCAAGAUGAUAGCCCCUCAGGAGCUUCGUAUGGCCAAGAUUAUGAUCUUAGUCCCCCAAGAUCUCACACCUCCAGCAAUUAUGACUCGUACAAGAAAAGUCCUGGAAGUACCUCAAGAAGGCAGUCUAUUAGCCCACCUUACAAGGAGCCUUCGGCCUACCAGUCCAGCACCCGGUCACCCAGUCCCUACAGUAGACGGCAGAGGUCUGUGAGUCCCUACAGCCGGAGACGGUCGUCCAGUUAUGAAAGGAGUGGCUCUUACAGUGGGAGGUCACCCAGUCCCUAUGGUCGAAGGAGGUCCAGUAGCCCUUUCACCAGCAAACGUUCUCUGAGUCGGAGUCCACUCCCCAGGAAAUCCUUGAAGUCUAGAAGUAGAAGUCCCGCAUAUUCAAGACACUCAUCUUCUCAUAGUAAAAAGAAGAGAUCCGGGUCACGUAGUCGACAUUCCAGUAUCUCACCUGUCAGGCUUCCAUUGAACUCCAGCUUGGGAGCUGAACUCAGUAGGAAGAAGAAGGAAAGAGCAGCAGCUGCUGCUGCAGCAAAAAUGGAUGGAAAGGAAUCCAAGGGUUCACCUAUUAUUUUGGCUAGAAAAGAGAACAGUUCAGUAGAAGCUAAGGAUACAGGUUUGGAGUCUAAAAAGUUACCCAGAGGUUUAAAAUUGGAAAAAUCUGCCCCAGAUACUGAACUAAUGAAUGUAACACAUCUAAACGCAGAGGCCAAAAAUUCUUUAGAUACAGGAAAGGUAAAGGUGGAUGAGAACUCUGAGAAGCAUCCUGUUCUUAAAGAUUUGAAAGUAGAGGGAACAAAAGACUCUAAACCAAUGGUGUUGAAGGAGGAGAUUGUUACUCCAAAAGACACAGAGACAUGAAAGGAGACCCUUCCGCCUCUCCCCACAGUUUCUUCUCCACCUCCUUUACCAACUACUACCCCUCCUCAGACACCCCCUUUGCCACCUUUACCUCCACCAGCUGUUCCACAGCAACCACCUCUGCCUCCUCCCCAACCAGCAUUUAGUCAGGUUCCUGUUUCUAGCACUUCAGCUUUGCCCCCUUCUACUCACCCAAGGACAUCUGCUCUGUCCUCUCAGGCAAAUUCUCAGCCCCCUGUACAGGUUUCUAUGAAGACUCAAUUAUCUGUAACAGCUGCUAUUCCACACCUAAAAACAUCAACGUUGCCUCCUCUGCCCCUCCCACCCUUACUACUUGGAGAAGAUGACAUGGAUAGUCCAAAAGAAACUCUGCCUUCAAAACCAGUAAAGAAGGAGAAGGAACAAAGGCCACGUCACUUACUCACGGACCUCCCUCACCCUCCAGAGCUUCCUGGUGGGGAUCCAUCUCCUCCAGACUCUCCAGCAAAGGCAGUCACACCACCUCAACAACCAUAUAAAAAAGACCAAAGUGAAAUUUGUUGUCCUCGUUACGGAGAAAGAAGACAAACAGAAAGUGAUUGGGGAAAACGCUGUGUGGACAAGUUUGACAUUAUUGGGAUUAUUGGAGAGGGAACCUAUGGCCAAGUAUAUAAAGCCAAGGACAAAGACACAGGAGAGCUAGUGGCCCUGAAGAAGGUGAGACUAGACAAUGAGAAAGAAGGCUUCCCAAUCACAGCCAUUCGUGAAAUCAAAAUUCUUCGUCAGCUAAUCCACCGAAGUGUUGUGAACAUGAAGGAAAUUGUCACAGAUAAACAAGAUGCACUGGAUUUCAAGAAGGACAAAGGUGCCUUUUACCUUGUAUUUGAGUAUAUGGACCAUGACUUAAUGGGACUGCUAGAAUCUGGUUUGGUGCACUUUUCUGAGGAUCAUAUCAAGUCAUUCAUGAAACAGCUAAUGGAAGGAUUGGAUUACUGUCAUAAAAAGAAUUUCCUGCAUCGGGAUAUUAAGUGUUCUAACAUUUUGCUGAACAACAGCGGGCAGAUCAAACUAGCAGAUUUUGGACUUGCUCGGCUCUAUAACUCUGAAGAAAGUCGCCCUUAUACAAAUAAAGUCAUCACUCUGUGGUACCGACCUCCAGAACUUCUGCUGGGAGAGGAGCGUUAUACACCAGCCAUAGAUGUUUGGAGCUGUGGAUGCAUCCUUGGGGAACUGUUUACAAAGAAGCCUAUAUUUCAAGCCAACCUGGAACUGGCUCAGCUAGAACUGAUCAGUCGACUCUGUGGUAGCCCUUGUCCAGCUGUGUGGCCUGAUGUUAUCAAGCUGCCCUAUUUCAAUACCAUGAAACCGAAGAAGCAAUAUAGAAGGCGUCUACGAGAAGAAUUCUCUUUCAUUCCUUCAGCAGCACUGGAUUUACUGGACCACAUGCUGACACUAGAUCCUAGCAAACGUUGCACAGCUGAACAGACCCUACAGAGUGACUUCCUUAAAGAUGUUGACCUCAGUAAAAUGGAUCCUCCAGAUCUCCCCCACUGGCAGGAUUGCCAUGAAUUAUGGAGUAAGAAACGGCGACGGCAGCGACAAAGUGGUGUUGUGGUAGAAGAGCCACCUCCAUCCAAAACCUCUCGAAAAGAAACUACCUCAGGGACAAGUGCUGAGCCUGUGAAGAAUAGCAGUCCAGCACCACCUCAGCCUGCUCCUGGCAAGGUGGAGCCUGGGGCUGGGGAUGCAAUAGGCCUCGGUGACAUCACACAACAAUUGAAUCAAAGUGAAUUGGCAGUGUUAUUGAACCUGCUGCAGAGCCAAACUGACCUAAGCAUCCCUCAGAUGGCGCAGCUGCUUAAUAUCCACUCCAACCCUGAGAUACAGCAGCAGCUGGAGGCCCUGAACCAAUCUCUCAAUGCCCUAACGGAAGCCACUUCCCAGCAGCAGGACUCGGAGCCCAUGGCCCCAGAGGAGUCUUUGAAGGAGGCACCCCCUGCUCCAGUGGUCCAGCCGUCAGCAGAACAGAAGACCCCUGAAGCUUCAAGCACACCAGCUGACAUGCAGAAUAUGUUGGCAGUUCUCUUGAGUCAGCUGAUGAAAACCCAGGAGCCAGCAGGCAACCUGGAGGAAAACAACAGUGACAGAAACAGUGGGCCACAGGGGCCCCGAAGAACUCCCACAAUGCCACAGGAGGAGGCAGCAGAGAAGAGGCCCCCUGAGCCCCCUGGACCUCCACCGCCGCCACCUCCACCCCCUCUGGUUGAAGGCGAUCUUUCCAGCGCCCCCCAGGAGUUGAACCCAGCCGUGACAGCCGCCUUGCUGCAACUUUUAUCCCAGCCUGAAGCAGAGCCUUCUGGCCGCCUGCCACAUGAGCACCAGGCCAUGAGACCAAUGGAAUACUCCACCCGACCCCAUCCCAACAGGACUUAUGGAAACACUGAUGGGCCCGAAACAGGGUUCAGUGCCACUGACACUGAUGAACGCAACUCGGGUCCAGCUGUGACAGAAUCCUUGGCCCAGACCCUGGUGAAGAACAGGACCUUCUCAGGCUCUGUGAGCCACCUUGGGGAGUCCAGCAGUUACCAGGGUACAGGGUCAGUGCAGUUUCCAGGGGACCAGGACCUCCGUUUUGCCAGGGUCCCCUUAGCAAUACACUCAGUGGUCGGGCAACCAUUCCUGAAGGCUGAGGGAAGCAGCAACUCUGUGGCACAUGCAGAGACCAAAUUGCAAAACUAUGGGGAGCUGGGACCUGGAACCAGUGGAGCCAGCAGCUCAGGAGCAGGCCUUAGCUGGGGGGUCCCAGCUCAGUCUUCUGCUUAUGGAAAACUCUAUCGGGGUCCUACAAGAGUCCCGCCAAGAGGGGGAAGAGGGAGAGGAGUUCCUUACUAAUCCAGAGAGACUUCAGUGUCCUGAAAGAUUCCUUCCCUGUCCAUCUUCCAUCCAGUCCUCUGAACCUUUAAUGAAAUCAUUUGCCAGAGUGAGGUAAUCAUCUGCAUUUGGCUACUUCAAAGCUAUCCAUUGUAUUCCUUGCUCACUUGCUACUAAGCAGGCGACUUCCAAAAUAAUGAUGUUGGCACCAGUUCCCCCUGGAUGGGUUAGAGCCAGAACAUUUACUUCAACUCUACCUAGUAGAUACAAGUAGAGAAUAUGGAGAGGGCCAUUAAAUUGACAAGUAAAUGCUUUAUUAGUUCAUUGCCUGCACUUCUUUGAGCAGAAGAAAAAGAAAACAGUUUCAGUUUUGAGAUGGCUCAGGAGAGACUCUCUUUAGGUUUUUAAAGUUUUGGAUUUUUUUUUAAUAGUUCUUUUCGAUUUAGUACUUUGUUUUGUUUUAUAUUUUAAAGAGAAUAGUGUUCACAAAAUUUGAGCUGCUCUUAGGCUUUUGCUGUAAGGGAAAAAAGUGAUUGGCUGAUUGAAAUAAAUGUUUCCUUCCUCUCUACCACGUCACAUUUUUGCUUUCAAGUAAACUCUUUUUUUCCCCCAUUGAGCAUCUUAAACAUUCCUUUUUUCCAAAUAAAUUACUCAGCCUUAAAGUUUGUUCUGCUUUGGCAAAAGACAUGCCCUCACUCCCUGCAUUUGAAGCAGGCUGCAGAAAGUGGCAUUCUUGGGCAAGUAGGUAGACUUUACCCCAUCUUUUCCCUUUUUCACCCUGACUAUAGAGUUUUUCUUUUUCUGUCUCUCUUUUCGAGACAUUUGUUUGGAAAAAAUUGUUGAGAUGCCCAAGAACCUGGGAUAAUUCUUUACCUUUUUUGAAAUAAAGGAAAGGAAAUUCAAACUCCUAUAUUGUUCUCUGUAACUCUUCAAUUCUGAAUUUUUUUUUUUUUAAACCAUGCUCUGAUGGUGAAGUUGAUUUAUAAAUGCAGACAGCCUAGGCCAUUGCUGCUGAGCUGGGGUUAGAGAUUGAUUAUGCCUUCACACUUAGAGGGCCAGUAAGAGCAGUUAGCAUACUGUUUACACAUAUAUUUUUAUGUCAAAAAUAACCCCUUUUGAAACAGCAUUGUAAUAUUGUCAAAAUGAAAAAAAUCCUGAAAAAUACAUGGAAAUAUAACUUAGUUUAGGGUGGGUAUUUUUCUGAAGAUAUAUCAAUACCCAAGACCUUCUUAAAAAAUAACUUGAAAAGAGCAGACCAUGAGAAAGAAUAGUAUUGACAUAUACAUAUCUCAGCAUGUAUAUCCUGCCAGUUCUUUUAGGAUUUUCCUCUGGAGAGUUUUGGUUUUGGUUUUGGUAAAAAGGGUUAAAUUAUGAUUUCAUGGCAAGAGUUUUUCUUUAUUAUAAACAGGAAAUGGAAAAGGGAAAAGCUUCAGGGUGGGAUAACUUGGGAAACUUCUCAUUCUGGCUUCCAUUUCUCUGUGAGUACCAGCAUAUAAUGUGUUUAAAAACAUGCACAUUCAUAUAAAUUAUCUGCACAGGCUUAGACAUUGGUGAAACAUAGCUUAGCUCCCUCUUUUACAAAGAAAAGGCAAAUGUGCUUCAGCAUCUUGAAGAAUAGUUUUCAGAACUAAAGUGAAGUUUCAUGUUUUAAUGCCAAAUUCUUAUAUUAAAAAAUUAAAAACUACUUGUAAGAGAAAGAUGCACUAAUAAAACACUUUAGAGAAAUGAAAGAAGAACCCUCUUCAGAUAUUUACACGAAGACUAUUUUUCCCCAUCACUGAAAUUGGUAGAUUUAUGGUGUGUGUAUUUCUUUAUCAUUCUCUGGGUUUUGGUCUGGCCUUGCCCUCAGGGCCAAACAUUGAUUAGAAAGAACCUUCCAGCCAUUUUGGCAUUGAUGACUUUUUAUACCAGUGGUGUCCAAUUAGCUUUGCUAGGCUCACUGAUAAGGUAUUGGUAAAUUGCAUUCAAGUUUAUCUGAACCUUUUGUCUGUUGACUUCUUAGUCUUCGGACGUGGCCCUUUGUAUUUUAGAAUAUUUGAAUUUGAGGCAUUGGGUCCCAUUCCCAUUUUUGAUUAAAGAACUCAAAAGUAUCCAGUGGAAAAAAAUUGGUUUCCCACCAAAUAUGAAUAAAAAAUGUCUAUAUAUUUUAAUUAUAUUUUGGUUAUCAUCAGUCAUCAAUAAUGUUUUUCCCUUCCCACCUCUUAUUUUUAAUUAUGCCAAAUAUUCUAAAUAAUAUCCCUAAGGCUCCAUUCACCCAUCCCUGCUACUAGGGAAGGGGGUGAGUGUAUGUGUGCGUGUGUAUGUGUGUGCAUGAUUCCAUCUCACCCCCAGCCCCCAUUUUGGGAGUCUAACCUUAAAGUGAAAAAGAAAAAAAUGUUUGGUAAUUUUGACUGUUUCUAAAAGCAGAGGAAAAAAGAAACUCACUUAAGUAUCCUGGAAUCUGUGUGGAGGAAGAAAAGGUAUUUGUUAAUUUUUCAGCUGUGUUUUCUAUAAACGUGAUGGAAGUAAAGGUUUGGCAGAAUUUCAACU